This is a messenger RNA of Durusdinium trenchii, 1716 nucleotides long. The record is from the annotation of a GenBank genome assembly. Lineage: Eukaryota; Dinophyceae; Suessiales; Symbiodiniaceae.
AGCAGAACCCUGUUUUGGGCUCAGCUUGCUUGAAAGGCAAGAACUUGCCAUGAAUGCGUCGCAAUGGCGGCAUCUCCGAGUGAACUUGUUCGGAGUCCUGGCGGCUGCGGGCGCUGGCAGUUGGAGUUUCGGUGUCUCAAGCUACACCUUCUCUCUAACGAACACGGCUUCUCUCUUCCCCUUUAGAAGACACUCAGGUUUUGUCACGACGGCUUCACAUGCAUUUGCCAAUGAAGCUUUGCAUCGAUCUUGGAGAACUGUUGCGUUGAUGGCUGCCUUCUCAGGAUCAACACUCUUGAGGCCAAGGCAUGUGCAAAGACGAGCAAUCUCCCAAAAAACUGAUCCGAGCAACGACGAGCCAGAUGCCGGAUUCACUUUGGACCCUCCCAGUGGCACACGUGACUUCUUCCCUGAGAAAAUGCGGAUGCAACGGUGGCUUUUUGAUCGGUUUCGAGAGACGGCGCAAUCGUAUGGUUUCCAAGAAUAUGAUGCUCCAGUUUUAGAGCAUGAAGACUUGUACAAACGCAAGGCUGGGGAGGAGAUUACUGAGCAGAUGUAUAAUUUUCGGGAUAAAGAAGGUGCAGCGGUCACCCUUCGACCAGAGAUGACACCUUCGCUUGCAAGGAUGGUUCUGUCGCUAAUGCGAGCAGAGACAGGUGCCAUUGCUGCAGUGCUUCCCCUGAAGUGGUACUCCAUUCCUCAGUGCUGGCGCUUUGAAACCACACAAAGAGGUAGGAAGCGGGAACACUAUCAAUGGAAUAUGGACAUUGUAGGUGUAUCCGAGGUCACGGCUGAAGCCGAGCUCCUUUCAGCAGUAGUUAGUUUUUUCGAAAACGUCGGCAUCACGUCCAAAGAUGUCGGGCUGAGAAUCAACUCUCGCAAGGUUCUGGGUGCCGUGCUAAACACAGCGGGGGUGACGUCUGACAAGUUUGCAGAGACCUGUGUCAUCAUUGACAAACUGGAUAAGAUCGGUGCGGAUGCUGUGAAACAGGAGCUGUCCAAACAGGUUGGUUUGUCGACAGAGGUGGCUGAUACUAUUGUCGCAGCGACCGGGGCCAAGACGCUUGAGGAGUUUGCCGACAUUGCCGGAGUUGGCGAAAGUGCCGAAGUGCAGGAGCUGCGGCGCCUCUUUGCUCUUGCAGAAGAUUAUGGCUUUGCUGACUGGCUGCAGUUUGAUGCUUCUGUGGUUCGGGGCUUAGCCUACUAUACUGGUGUGGUCUUUGAAGGCUUUGACAAAGCUGGUGUUUUGCGUGCUGUAUGCGGCGGUGGGCGCUAUGACAAACUGCUGGAGCUGUAUGGCUCAAAGAAAGAAGUCCCCUGUGUGGGCUUUGGCUUUGGGGAUUGCGUGGUGAUGGAGUUGUUGAAAGAGCGAGGAGUUCUCCCAGAACUAGGUCCCAAUGUAGAUAUGGUCGUGGCUGCAUACAAUGCUGAUAUGAUGGGAAAGGCAAUGAAUGUUGCACGACGGCUCAGGCAAACGGGCAAGAGUGUUGAUGUCUACCCAGAGGCAGCCAGAAAGGUGAAGAAGGCCUUCCGAUAUGCGGACAAAGUGGGCGCUUCUAGAAUUGCCUUCGUGGCACCAGAUGAAUGGGAACGAGGGGAAGUUCGUAUCAAGGACCUACGCUGUGCAGCAGACACUCCAAACGACAAGAAGCAGUGCGAUAUCCCACUUGACAAGCUUGGGGAGAUAGAUAACUUUUUCUCUUGAGACUUUGGCAA